UUUUCGCAGGAAACUAUGGGAGUGACUCGGUAGUGCAUGUGCUUCCCCCAAAGGGAAGUUUUCAGACCAUUGAACGUUACUGCAGUGUUCAAGCAGUGGUGAAGGAAUGGCUUCUACUGCAUGGCCGCGAAAUUCUCAGCCCCGGCCGAUUUCAUCGCUGAUCUCCCGUAUUCAAGGACGAUUCACUGAUGCCAUUGCUCCUCCACGAUUAGUCAUUGACGUUAGAACCAUCCAGAAAACUUGGAAACUUAUGGACAAAGUCGUCAAAUUGUGUCAACAACCGCAGAUGAAUUUGAAGAAUUCCCCACCUUUCAUCCUCGAUAUCCUCCCAGAUACCUAUCAGCACAUGCGCCAAAUCUACAAAAAGUACGAGGACAAGCUACAUAUGCUGAACGAAAAUGAAUAUUUCAAGAUAUUCGUCGAAAAUCUGAUCAGGAAAUGCAAGCAAGCCAUCAAGCUUUUCAAGGAUGGAAAGGAAAAAAUGUUUGACGAAAACUUGCAUUAUCGGAGAAAUCUGAUCAAACUAAGUUUGGUUUUCAGCCAUAUGUUGAACGAAUUAAAAGCAUUCUUCCCGAGCAACAGUUUCGCUUUUAGUGGUGACCAGUUUCGCAUCACAAAAAGUGAUGCGGCGGAGUUCUGGAAAUCAGCGUUCUUGGAUCGUACGAUUGUGCCUUGGAAAGUCUUCCGUCAAACUCUCAACGAAGUUCACGAAAUCAACCUCGGGCUUGAGGCAAUGGCCCUGAAGUCUACCAUCGAUUUGACAUGCAACGACUACAUAUCUAGCUUCGAAUUCGAUGUCUUCACUCGGCUUUUUCAGCCGUGGUCCACAUUGCUGCAGAACUGGAAGAUCCUGGCCGUUACACACCCAGGCUAUGUAGCGUUCCUGACUUACGACGAAGUGAAGGCCCGGCUCCAGCAGUAUAUGUUCCAGCCGGGAAGCUACGUGUUCAGAUUGAGCUGCACGCGCCUGGGACAGUGGGCCAUCGGCUACGUAACUGCAGAUGGAAACAUUUUGCAAACCAUCCCUCAAAACAAAAGCCUGUGUCAAGCGCUGUUGGAUGGCUAUCGUGAAGGUUUCUACUUAUUCCCGGAUGGCAGACCAGUGAAUCCAGAUUUGUCCAGUGCUGUUCAAAACGCACCGGAAGAUCACAUUCGUGUGACUCAGGAGCAGUACGAGCUCUAUUGUGAAAUGGGCUCCACUUUCCAACUUUGCAAGAUUUGUGCCGAAAACAACAAAGACAUCCGGAUCGAGCCCUGUGGACAUCUUCUUUGCACACCCUGCUUGUCCUCCUGGCAGGAAUCGGAAGGACAAGGCUGCCCGUUUUGUCGAGCAGAGAUCAAAGGCACUGAGCAAAUCAUUGUUGAUCCGUUUGAUCCCUGCCAGAAAAAUGCGAUGAGGGGAAACAAGAGCCAGGAAAACGACGUGGAUUUGAUUGAAGAUGGUUCUACGAAGGCUGACAGCACCGGAACCAAGGACACUAACUUGUCACCAGCAGGAUUACAGCAGUUGCGUGAACCCAAGCAGAGUGUACUGUUCCCUGGUUGCACGACGAACGUUGAUCAUCUCCCACUGGGCCAACUUGUGACAGCCAACAGCAAUCCUCUUCCGGACCUCGGUCUAAUGUUUGUUAGCAAAAUAGAGUAGUAGGUGCCAUGAUUCCUUGUCCGAAUUGAUUCGUUCGUAUGAAAAAAAAAUUACUUACGAAUUCCUAAAACGUCCUUGAACUUCGCUCGAAAGUUAAGUUCAUACUUCUUUCGUUCCAUUGGACCGGACUAUCGUUUCUCUUACCAGCGAUCCACAAAAUUCUUCCCUAGCGAUUAUUUUACUGUACAUAGAAGUUUGCGUAAUCUUACAUGGUUACAUCAAACUAACGGGUUUUUUGCUUUUCGAAAAUAAUUUGGAAUUGUCGAUCGAAUAAUAGAAUGGUCAAAGGUUGGUACUUGCCUCUUAGUUGUUUUUGAAGCUAGAUAUUUUCGUUGUUAGACAAUCAGGUGAUGGGUUCGCCGAUUAUUUGUUGAUGCACUUUUCAGGAGACGAGCUUAAUUUAAUUCUGUCGCAAUGUUCUAGUUCUAUCCCAGUGAGUUAAAAUGGAGAUACUGUAUCUUGAAAUACUGCAACAUGCAUCUCACCGAAGUUCAUCAUGCAUGAGUAUCCGUUCAGUUUGUAAAGCUUAUUCUGUAUGAGAAAGGAUUGUUCCCUGAUUCUUGCUGGCACGAAUGGUGUCUGCAGGGAUUUUCUAUUUCUGGUUGUCUUGGUUGUGCGCAGACUUUCCAUCGCGCUUGAAUGGAUGCCCCAGGAUUUGCAAUUGUUAGUGGAUUUUAUCGUCGCAUGGAACUGCCGGAUAGGAAUCCGUACAAGGUGCUGAGCGCAUUGCUGAAACGCAGCAAGACGCAGAUUUGGGUAGUUCGUUAGUACCCAAGGACUAUCGUGUUCUUGGUGUGUUAUUGUGGGAGUGCAUAGGUCUUCAGCCUUUCGAAUGCUCACGCACUCGUCAUACGGUUUGUUCGGGAAUGCUGCAGUCGCGGUGCAGUGGUUUCUAAAAUGCUGGAAAAUGUACUUCCUUUUUUUUUGCGAAUUUUCCGCGUGCGAAACGGGGUAAAAGGAUUCCGAGAAUUGUGUGCGGGUGCGGGGAUAUUAAGCGAGUCUUUUUUAAGCAUCCAGACUCUCUCCGAAUCGUUCUGGUUCAGCUAUUUUUCCCCUUGCGCUUCCGGUGCGCUCAGAAGAGUUUGUACGACUUCAACAUUUUUAUUUUAUUUUACCAAACAAGUGAGCUCCGCGCUUCGCGAGUGCUGCAUCAUUUGGUUCGAACAACGAUUGGAUAAAUCCAUUAGCAAAGUGACGUGUGUAUUCGCCGAACGCUAUUCUUGUAUCUUGCCUGGGCUUUAGAAUUACUGAAGUCGAAUCACUGAUCAAUUGAGGUAUGAUUUCAGUAUUGCCUGCAAUUGGAAGCGUGUGGAAGCGGUAGUUGGAGAGCUCGCGUUUUUGUCUUCCUGUUACAGGUCCAUGAAGCAAGUAAAUAUCAAAAAUAGUAUCCGCGGGGUUUUUCCUGCGCGGGUUUUCUUCUCUCUAUUUUAUCCUUAUUAGCCGGAGGAAGUGUUGAUCAGGCUAACACUAGUUCCAUCCACGUUUCUAAUAGCUUAGGCAUACGUGACAGAGCAAUAUCGAACGGUUGAUGCUCAUGUGUGAUCCCGCAUCUCGUGCUUUUCCUUCCUUUAUUAUUAUUAUUUUCGAAACUGUUCGUAUUGUCAAUGAACUUUCGUGUGCAGUAUCAAUCCAUUCCUUCUUUCCGUUUCAUGCUAUUUUGAUCCCGUUUCAGUUAGUAUUAAUGACUUUUUAUCAAAGCGUCUGAUCUCUGUGUCGGAUAUUAUGUCCAAAAUACGAAGGACAAUUGACCACCAUUAAAUGGUGGCAGCAAAGUUUUAGAAGCUGAUAUGACGUUUACUUGAGUGCACGAGCAUAAAUCCCGAGACGAUUGUGUGGAAACAAUUACCAAAAAUCCGUCCGGGGCGAUUGUAUCGAUGCUUGCGAUUUUUUUUUUUUGCUUCUUGAUGAAGAUGUGGGGUAUUUCCCUAGCCUGCAGUUCGUUCAAUCUCUGCAUGUAAUGCACAAAUACUUCUGCUUUACCCGUCCUAUUUGGGGCUGGAAUUUUUUCUUGGGGGGUUGAAGGUGUUUAGUUUUUGCCAAAGGGCUCUAAUGAUGGGAUCAUCUUCUCCCGAAGUUUAUUUUUUGAAUGACAGUGUGAGAUUGUAUCGGCGGACGAGUCGCACGAUGGAAGUGCUGUGUAUUUCGCUCCUUUUUUGGAUGAUUGUAGCGGAGCGAGUUUGAGAAGUGAUGUUAAUUUAUUUGAAAGCGGGAAAUGACCGCGCUUUUGAAACCAAGGAAUCCUGAAUUUGAACUUCUCGGCCUCAUUAGGACUAGGCUGUGCCUUCCCAACUUCGUUGAUUGCGUGUGUACAGAUAUGACGAACCUGCUUUUGAGUCUACGCGGCGCGUCUCAGCUCCACUUUUUGCCUGUGUGGCAGACAGGGUACUACUCGAAACGUGAAUGUUCCUUUUGCAUAGCUGUCUUAGCUUCACUUCGUAUCGAAUUUGCGAAUGAUCAACGCGGUGAUGUACAGUUAAAUAUUGUAACGACAAGCCACUUCCUUUGGUUGAAUUCCUAUUCGAUUCACGGAUUUGGCAGAUUGUGAAGAUCGCCGUAGCCUUUGACAGAGUCGUUUUCGGUCGUAAUGAAAUUCCUUCUACUAAUUUAUAAGAAGAAGAACCAGGUUCGUCAUUCACUGAAUGCGAAUAUUUUGAUCCUAAUAAUUUUCCAUGUGUUGGUGCCUCUGUCAAAGGUCGUAACCGGAAUGCCGUACAUCAUGAUCAUUCACUAAAUAAUUGAGCAAAUUUUAAUUCCGGAGUAUCAAUGUGAUGCGGGCUGAGUUAGGUCGGGAAUUGAGGUAACGGUUUAAUUCUUCGCGUUGAAAGAACUAUUCUUGACUGUCCUACCGAGCCAACGUCGUGCGGUAUUAUUAUUUUUGGUUAUACUUUUAAUUCAUGUACCAUUUGGCCGUAGAAGCUUCUAGACGCGCAAUUUUUGUAUCUUGAUGUCUGUCCUUCGCCAUUCGGUUUGAACGAAAUGUUUCGUGGAUUCUUGGAAAUUGCAAUGGUUAUUUUCUGGAGCGAUA
Messenger RNA from Notodromas monacha, 4670 nucleotides. The record is from the annotation of a GenBank genome assembly. NCBI's taxonomy places the organism in Eukaryota, Metazoa, Arthropoda, Ostracoda, Podocopida, Cyprididae.